UAAAUUCCAUAAAGUAUGGUUCAUUUUUAUUGUGUUCUAGUUGAUUGAUCAUUGUUUCAUUGUGGUUUGUAUUGUAUUUCUCUAUAAGAGAAUUGAGUUCACUGUUUUAAAAGAAGAAACAAACAACAAGAACUUUACAGUUAUUUGAUGAUAAAGAAUUGCUUGAAUUAAACAUGACAAAAAUAAACAUCAAAAUAGAAUGAAGUGAAAAUCUAUUAGAUUCUAAUUAGAAAUGGGGAAUACAUUCUCUUCUUCAGAAGAUCUCACCAGUUCUAAUAACGAAAACAACAAGAGAAAAACAUCUACUGCCUCAAAAGGUGGAAAGCCUAAAAUUCUUUCAAUACAAGAGUAUGAAGCAGAAUUGGAUCUUUUAACCAAUGAACCAAAAUCCUCUGACGAUACAGACACAGGGGAAUGUUUUUCUGAUGAAGAUGAUGACAAUGACAAGGAUGAGAUCAAAUCCUUUACAUUACCGAAUUCAAGCAGACUGCAAUUAUCUGUCCAUUAUAAUGAUGCAGAACAAGAAAUGCAUGUGAAUGUUAUACGUGCAAAUAAUGUACCUGGCAGAGAAGCUGGCGGACCCUCAGCUUAUCAAAUUAACUUAUCUAUGAAACCAGAUAAUAAACAAUAUUGGCAAAGUAAAAUACGUACAGCACCAAAUCCAGAAUACUUAGAAGAAUGGAAAUUCCAAAUCCCUCUUGUUACUAUACACAAAUCUACGCUUAUUUGUUGUAUCGUUGGAUUUUUCGGAAAUGAAGAAUAUCUGUGUGGAGAAGCUUUUCUACCAUUUGAAAAUUUAAAUUUAAAUAUUGAAAAUAUUCUCACAGUAAAUUUUCAACCAAUACAUGUUCUACCGGUUCCACAUGAUUUGCAAUUAACAAAGACAGAAGUUGAAACAGACGAUAAAAGUAAAAUUGCAACGUCAAAAUUAACCGAUCAAGAUCGACCAUCAAUUUGUCCACAGAAUGAAAAUGCAAUCAUUUUCAAUACACGAUUAUCUAAAGUUUUACUUAUGCUACGAUUAAGUCAAAAUACUGGACGAUUUGAAUGUUGUAUUCAACAAAUUAAUCUUAUUGGUAUACGAAUAAGUAAAAUACCAAAACGAAGUAUCUAUGUGAAAUUAUUUAUUAGAACAGAAGAAGAUGGUUUAAUCAAUAAAGCGCAUAGUGCAUCUCAUCAACAACAAUCUACAAUACACAUGAAUGAAACAUUUGCAUUUUAUAUAAAACCAUAUCAAAUAGAUCGAAUCACUGUAGAAUUUUCAUUAUUCAAAAGGAAGCCAUUCAAUAAACGAAUUAUAAUUGGAACGUGCAAAAUAGGUAAAUAUAAUACAAGUAUUAAUGAAUUAGAACAUUGGGAACGUGUAUUAGCUACAAAAGAUCAAGUCAUAUCACAAUGGCAUAAAUUCUAUCCAAUAGCAAUAACACCACCGGAAAUGACAUUGAAAAUGGGAGAUUGACUGAUUGUUUGUUUGUUUUUUUUGGGGGGGGGGAAUAUUAUUUAUUCUAAUCAUUUCUUUCUAUUUAACUACUUCAAAAUGUAUACACUUUUAAUGAUGAAAGAAAUGAUUAAUGGCUUUAUACAAUAUUAUGUAAUGGGUACAAUAUAGAAUCCUCAAUAUAAAGUAUUUCAAUAAGUUUCCCUUUUUCUUUAUUCUUGGUUGAUCCUGACAAUGAAUAAAGAGUAAACAUCAGUUCGAUGUUAGCAGUCCAUUUAGUCGAACAUCUAAAUAAUGUAUAUUCCUUUCACUGUAUACUGUUGGUAACCACGAUAUCUCUGAUUGAGCUUUUUUGUAACUAGUACAACGAAAGAUUGUACAGAUGGAGAGUGUUUAGCAAUGGAAUGGAGGACGCGCGUUUCGUCCUAUUUUGGACUCGUCAGCCGGAUAUACCUAAAUUGCAGAGUUGAUGUUCACUCCAGGAUUCGAACCCAGUGCGCCAUCGCGUUAUUCACUUAGCUACUGAUAGCCAUUUGUUUGUGCAAUGGGAUGAAGUUUAAAUUCACUUGGUGGUGGACGAGACACAACACCUGGAUUCCACUGCUAACCACCAUCCAUCUUUGCCUAGAAAGCUUGUGACUUGAGGCUAUAUUGAAGCAAUCUGCACAGGAUGCACAUUUGUCAAUAAGAGACUGAUCAAUUGCAAUCCUAAAUAACAAUGGGAAGAUACAAGUAAAACAACACUAAGUAAAUUGAAAUGUUGUACACUUUUCAGAAAUAUACCGGAAUAGGUUAUGCACUUAACGGACAUUAUGAUAUAUUAAAGCAAACAAGAAAAUAGAGAAGUUUUUGAAAUAUUUAGAUCAAUGACAGGAACAGAUAGUCCAGAUGUUCAAGUAGACCGCCAUUAAUG
Schistosoma haematobium is the source of this 2351-nucleotide messenger RNA. RefSeq names its product synaptotagmin. The transcript has 9 exons. Lineage: Eukaryota; Metazoa; Platyhelminthes; Trematoda; Strigeidida; Schistosomatidae. Bases 233 to 1459 code for a protein of 408 amino acids. The record is from RefSeq and is a predicted model, not a curated record.